This is a messenger RNA of Tripterygium wilfordii, 1373 nucleotides long. Its product is annotated as activator of 90 kDa heat shock protein ATPase homolog 1-like. Gene Ontology annotation, biological process: positive regulation of ATP-dependent activity; protein folding. The record is from RefSeq and is a predicted model, not a curated record. Gene Ontology annotation, cellular component: cytosol. NCBI's taxonomy places the organism in Eukaryota, Viridiplantae, Streptophyta, Magnoliopsida, Celastrales, Celastraceae. The transcript has 3 exons. Gene Ontology annotation, molecular function: ATPase activator activity; protein-folding chaperone binding. Bases 164 to 1204 code for a protein of 346 amino acids.
GCACUCCACCGUUCAGUCUCUCCCCAAUUUGUUGGGCACCAUACUCUAGUCCCGUCUAUAUACAGAAGAACACUCCAAAGCUCGUCUUUUUCAUUAUCUCUCUCCCAUUCCUCAUCAGACAUCGAGAACACACCAAUCUCUCUCCGGAUCGAUCGAAAAGUCAAUGGCCAAGUACGGCGAAGGCGACAAGCGCUGGAUUGUGGAGGACAGGCCCGACGGUUCCAACGUCCACAACUGGCACUGGGCGGAGACCGACUGCUUAGAGUGGUCCCGUAAUCUCCUAUCCAAGCUGCUCUCCGACCUAACCCUCCUUGACGGCGAUGGGAAUCUCUUCAUCAAGACCAAGAACCUUGAGAAGCUUGACGGAGAGGCCUACGUCAAUGUCCGGAAGGGUAAGAUCAUUCCUGGAUAUGAGCUUAAUCUCUCCCUAUCUUGGGAAGGCGAGGCUAAGGACGCCGACGGCAAAUCCCUCCUCAAAGUCGAUGGAUCCGUCGAAAUCCCCUAUAUCUCCGACGAGAACGCUGAUGAGGAUCCGGAAAUCAAGUUCACAGUUAGGGACGACGGUCCCAUUGGUAAGAGGCUGAAGGAGGCUAUGAUAGCGAAGGGGAAGGAGGUGAUAUUGGAGAAGGUUCGAUUUUAUGUCCAAACUAUGGCCAAGGGUGGGCCUGCUAAGGAUGAAUUGGAGACUAAAAAGGUUGCUCCGAAGGGUCAGGCUCCGGCCAAGAAGGAAGCAGCGGGGUCCUCGCCGGCGGUAGUGGAGAAGAAGGAGAAGAAAAGCAAGGAGGGGUUCAAGACGAUAACAUUGACGGAGAAGUUUAGUUGUAGAGCAAGGGAUAUGUUUGAGAUUUUGAUGGAUGAGAAUAGGUGGAAGGGGUUUACUCAGAGUAAUGCGAGGAUAAGCAAGGAGGUUGGUGGGGAAUUCAGUAUAUUUGACGGGGCUGUGACAGGGACCAAUGUGGAGUUGCAGGAGGGGAAGUUGAUUGUUCAGAAGUGGAGGUUCGGUAGCUGGCCUGAUGGGAUUGUAUCCACGGUAAGACUUACUCUGGAUGAGCCCGAACCUGGGCUUACAAUCGUUAAGUUAACACAGACGGAUAUUCCCGAGGAAGACAGAUAUGGGAAUGCCACUGUGGUGGAGAAUACAGAGAUAGGAUGGAGGGAUCUGAUUUUCCACAAGAUACGUGCAGUUUUUGGUUUUGGCAUAUGAAAUCUUUAGACAAAUAUAUGAAUUGUAGAAUUAUCAUGGAAUUUUUGUUUCUUUCAGCGAUUAAUUAUGAAUUAUUGGCUUUUACUGUUGCAAGUUGUGGUUUAUCAUCAAUGAGCAAUGCCAAUGCAGGUUUAGACUUUGGAUUAAUGAAAGCGAAUAUUAUUGAUCU